GAUUGAUUCCUUAUUACUCAUAUUUAUAUAAGUUUAAGCCACUGUACGAUUAGCAAAUCCCGCUGGCGCCCCAAUUAUACACAAUUUGAAGUUAUGGGUUUUAUAGUACAAAAUCGAUGCGUACUGUUAUCACAGGCACAGACACUGGAAAAUGUAAAUAUAUAUGAAUCAGGUGAUUUAUGAUCCCGUUUUAAAUACUAGUAUGUCCUUUAUCACAGGGAAAUCAUAUUUCUAUUUAGAAAGAUUUCUGCGCUGAUUGCAAACAUACUAAAAUAUGCGUUAAAAAUGUUGUUGGUUGUGCAGCUCAUAAAAGUGCAAAUUAAAGUAACUUAUUCUACGACCAACGUCUGUGGGAAAGAAAAGUAAGCUAUGAUUAAUUUAUUACAUUCAGUGUUUUGCUUAGACUAAUUUAGAAAUACUUCUCAAACUUUUAGAAUGAUGUCAAUCUUCUAAAGAAUUAGGUUAAAACUGUUAACUUACAGUGAGCUUUUGUUACAUGAAAUGAAAUUUUUAAGAUAAAUAAAUAUCAUUUCAGUGAGAGUAUUAAAAGCUGUACAGGAUAUUAUAAUGACGAUGGAAUAUGUAAAGAUGCGCCCAGUUUGGUUGACUUUUUUUUUUAAAAUUAUCAAAUUCAUUACACGAAAAAUAUAGGCUAUGAAUAUGUUUCUGCAAUCUUUUGUAUAGUUCAAUGUUUUGGAGCCGCUGGACCUGACUGUUUAAUGCCGUGCAAUAAUAACUCCUUUGGAUAUCAGUGUAAAAACUCGUGUGAUUGUCAAAAGCAUGAAAUCUGCAAGAAAUAUUUCGGUUGUCUGGCGAUUAGUAAGUUACGAUUUAAAGUGGCAUAUAUUUUAUUGGUGGAUUUCUACUCCACUACAGAGAUCACAGUGUCCAUGUUCUUCAAGUUUCAUAUAUAAACAAAAUAUGAGUUUAAAAGUGUAUGUAUAUAAAGUUUAUAUAAAAUAUCAAUUGUUGGCGGUGUUAGUAAAAGGAAUUAAUCUAGUUACAAAAGAACGCGUGGUUAAAAACUUAUUGAUGCUUGCUCAUUGUCAUACUAUGUAACUUUUUUAAAAAAGCUAUGAUAUACUGAUUUGGCAGUAGCAACAGAAUAUAAAAAAAAAUCUUCUGUAUAAAUGGCAUUUUUUUAUUUUAUAAAAUUUAGAUUCAAACACAUGUUACCGGUUCUCUCCAUGUACAUAUAGUUUGCUUUUAUAUUGGCCGACUGCCAUGAAAAUAAAUCACGUGAUGUCUGAUCAUUUAAAGUGUAUAAUAAUAAAUGCUCAGAUAUAAACACGAGGAAAAAAGUUUUUCGUUGCAGAAAGAUCAUUGGCUUCAAUGCGAAAAUGCUAAAAUACGCGUUAACAACUAUAAUGGUUGUGCCGUACAUGCAAGUACAAAGUAACGGCACUAAUUCUACGAAUAAUACCUGCAAAAGAGAUAAUGAAAGUAUUAAAUGCUGCACAGGAUAUUAUAAACACGAGGGGAUAUGUGAAGAAUGUUUUGGAGCCUAUGGGUUUAACUGUUCAGAGCCAUGCGCCGAUGAUUAUUUUGGAUAUCAAUGUAAAAAUCAAUGUAACUGUCAGAAUCACGAAAUCUGCAAUAAAUACGUCGGUUGUCAAACAAUUAAUAAAACGGACAGCAGCACAGAGUGUCAUAACACAAUGCUUUUUUUGGUGAUUGGAUCCGGAUCAGCCAUGCUAUCACUCGCAUUGGUGUUUGUUGGUGCCAUGUUCUAUAGGUGGCACACUAUUUUGCAAAGCAAUAUAUAUCCCACCAAAAGUCAAACAGGUUUUCAAGUGAAUGUACUACCCUUUUCUGAAAAACACGAAGUUUAUCAGGAAAACUACGAUGAUAUUCGAGAAUCUCGAAUGCUCCUUGCUGAUAAAGGAAAUUGCCACAGGGAAACUAUAGAAAAUAGACUAAGUUCAACGGAUUAUAGUCAUUUGUUCCUCAAAGGGCGCACUUCACGGAAAUCAAUUAGCGAGAUGCCUGAACAAUAUUAUAGUGCGAUUGAUGCACGCUUUAAAAGUAAAAUGCCGCUCGUCAUGAUGUCCGAAUUUCCUGAAGACGAUUGCUAUGUCAGUGUAUCUCAGCUUGCUAGGCAGAAUAAGAGAAUAUCAAAGUCAUGCUCUGAUCUAAAGAUAGAUAUGUCGGAUACACACCAUGAUAUAUAUUCAAAUCAAUGGCGCAAGGCCAAGGGGGAUACAAACAAUCGAACUAUUCUGAUAGAACAUUUAUAAUCAUUUUAAUUAUUUUAAGCAACCCCCACUAAAAGAAACGUCUUUUUAAUGUCCUUCUUUUUACCACUAUAAAUCAAAUAUCAAAAUAUGCUAAUAAUCAAGCUCGCCUUCACCACGACUAAAGAAUUACCACUGAAAGCCGUACAUGUUAAGAACACUAAUUUCUUCAGUUUUACCGCCAAGGAGAAUAAACACCGGAUUUGAUAGUAAAAUAUUGGUCAGCAAAUUUAAUCACUGGCCAUAAUUAAAAAGGAAAAUAUGAAAGGAAUAAAGAGCACAAGGAAUAAAACAAAUGUCUUAUUCUAAUCAUUGUUGUGAAUAGAUAAACAACCUGUUUGAUUUUAGACAUUAAAUUAGUCAUCAAUAAGUGUAUAUGAGACAUCUUUUAUUGCCUAAAUCCUGUUUUGGCAAUACGUGCAGCAACAGGUAUGAAGAAUUAUUUGAACACGUAAAAAAAACACUAAAAGAUUGAUGAAUAAAUGUAGGCCUAUUUUAAAACAUAAAGACUUCGUGUUAAUUUUUAAAAAGUAAUAUCCAAAAAUAUUUGCUAAAAAAUUUUGAAUAUUUUAAAGUUUUUUUGUUUUGAAAUGUAACUUCACAAAUAUCACGGCUUCAAAAAAAAUGUUGUAAAAAUGUUGAUGUAAGAUUAUUUGAGAUAAAAAAAAAAUAUGUAUAUUAUGAAUUUGUUGGUUUAUUUUCAUCAUUAAAUGCGAAUUUAAAAAUACAUUAAAUAGUUUUAGAAAAGAAUAUUUUCUAAAGUAAAUGAUGAAAUUGUGUUUAUCCAUGUAAGUUCAUGAAACCUUUUAGAGUUGAUAUGAAGUUUCAAUGUGGGCAAAAUUGAGGGGGAAAUUCAGAUUUAUUUUAAAUUUGUCAGCAUCUAAGUUGGUGUGACAGACAAAUGGUAUUUUUUAACUUUAAUGUUGUUUAGUGUACAUUACGGAAGCGUAUUAGUGCCACAUAUAAACUUCAAUG
Molecule: messenger RNA, 3209 nt
Organism: Magallana angulata
Lineage: Eukaryota; Metazoa; Mollusca; Bivalvia; Ostreida; Ostreidae
Exons: 6
Coding region: 1341-2237 (298 amino acids)
Source: RefSeq, a predicted model, not a curated record